Molecule: messenger RNA, 582 nt
Organism: Sesamum indicum (sesame)
Lineage: Eukaryota; Viridiplantae; Streptophyta; Magnoliopsida; Lamiales; Pedaliaceae
Product: 10 kDa chaperonin, mitochondrial
Cellular component (GO): mitochondrion
Molecular function (GO): ATP binding; metal ion binding; protein folding chaperone
Source: RefSeq, a predicted model, not a curated record
CUCUCCCUGCUCCUAAACCCUUCCUAAUCCCUAGCCAACCCCAAAACACCACUCUUCAAUUUCCUAUUCUGCUUGCUUGUUCUCCACCUAAAGAAAUGGCUAAGCGCUUGAUCCCGCUUUUCAACCGCGUUUUGGUUGAAAAAAUCACUCCGCCGUCGAAGACCACAGCCGGAAUUCUCCUCCCUGAGAAAACCAGUAAGUUGAACUCUGGAAAAGUUGUUGCUGUUGGCCCUGGAUUCCAUGACAGGGAAGGUAAGCUUGUCCCUGUAACUGUGAAGGAAGGAGACACAGUGCUGCUGCCUGAAUAUGGAGGGACUGAAGUGAAACUUGGUGAAAAGGAGUACCAUCUUUACCGAGACGAUGACAUUCUGGGAACACUGCAUGAUUAAUCUGGUGGCAAUUCCUACCAUGUCAAACCAUCCAAUACUGAGAAUUGUGCUUAGUUUAAGCCAUUUAUGAGUUAGUGUUCCACCUGUACCUUAGCAACCUGACACCUUGAUAUUUAGCUGGGAUUCAGAGAGGACUCAAUUGAUGGAAAAUUUCAUCCUUAGCUAAUUUUUAAACUGAUUUUCCAGAAUUCAA